Solea solea (common sole) is the source of this 2764-nucleotide messenger RNA. Its product is annotated as homer protein homolog 1-like. The coding region runs from base 1194 to 2264 and encodes 356 amino acids. Gene Ontology annotation, biological process: regulation of store-operated calcium entry; G protein-coupled glutamate receptor signaling pathway. NCBI's taxonomy places the organism in Eukaryota, Metazoa, Chordata, Actinopteri, Pleuronectiformes, Soleidae. The record is from RefSeq and is a predicted model, not a curated record. Gene Ontology annotation, cellular component: postsynaptic density; plasma membrane; cytoplasm. The transcript is spliced from 9 exons. Gene Ontology annotation, molecular function: G protein-coupled glutamate receptor binding.
UGUGUAAUCAAUUUCUUUUUCUGCACAGCGGAUGUGUAAAAAAAACCAUGACUUCCAGUUACGUCAAAACUUCAGCCGGCAACGCGAUGACGUAGCCGAUGUAACGAUCCCUCCGGGCGGCGGAGGACGAGGCUGAUGAAUGAGCUGAGAGGGGCUGACAGAAGGCAGACGGGCUCGGGAAAGAUGACGUGAGGACGAACCGUCCGGUGGAGCAUCAGCAUCCUCUCCAGACUCUGACUACAUCGUCUGAAUCCCCAAUUUACGCGACGUGACAAGUGGAAAAAAAGAGAAGUGAAUAAGACUAAGACCAGGGACCGGCGUACAUUUUUUGCGGGGAAUGAUCUGUUGAAGGAUGUGAUGUCAGGAUCAUGCACUGAUGCGUUUCUCUGCAUUUUCCCCAGAAGCGAGGGAGACGAAGCCCUGUCAUGAAAGAUGUCCGCUUUAAAGGACUUGUUUUGCGCCUGUAAAACUCGCUAAUCUUGGACGGCCUUGGUCGAGGUGGAGGAUUUGAUGGCAGAGCGGACCCCGAGGAAGAAGCAGCCAGGGACUAUCACUGGGAUUUACGAACUGUCGCUUUAUUGAGCUUGAAGGGUGAAUGGGUUUUCACGGCUCGGGAUAAGCAUCUCUCCACUGACGGGUGCUUUUUAUCCGGUCACAUUUCACAGCUCACAUCAGCACCAGCAGCAGCAGCAGCAGCAGCGGGAUAGCAACCAAUGGAUAAAGUCAAAGCAGUUUUUUUUUUUGGACAUUUUAACUUUGUUUUUGUACAGGUUAACUUCACGCAUUGGUGCUUAAUUUCACUGCCCGCUCUGUCAGUCAGAGUUUAGGUCGUUAAUCCUCGCUUGGCCAUAACCGAGGAGUUGUAUUUAGCAAGCUAACGGUAGCAACCACUGCCACAGAGCUGCGGUGCGUUCACGGUGAUCAUGUCUGCACGUUUGCACGGGUGAAACGAAGCUAACUCCCCAAAAUGAACCCAAGGGCGUAAAUAACAACAAGAAGUCAUGUCGGACUGAAAACAGCACUGUGGCUCCACCGGCCGUGAAGUCACAACAGCAACCAGAGCGGCUUAUUACCAGUGGUGGGAGAGAGGGGAUCAAAAAGCUGCAGUUAGCCUCCAGCCUGUUCACACCGCCCUCCACGGACCGCCGACACGAGCAUUUUCAACUCACUUUUUAGCCACGAAACCAGCAAAAAUGGGAGAGCAGCCCAUCUUCAGCACACGGGCCCACGUCUUCCAGAUUGACCCCAACACCAAGAAAAAUUGGGUCCCCACGAGUAAACAUGCAGUCACGGUGUCCUACUUCUUCGACAGUACCAGGAAUGUAUAUCGCAUCAUUAGCCUGGAUGGAUCUAAGGCCAUCAUCAACAGCACCAUCACUCCCAACAUGACAUUCACCAAGACAUCGCAAAAGUUUGGCCAGUGGGCCGACAGUCGGGCGAACACCGUCUACGGCCUGGGCUUCUCGUCCGAGAGUCACCUGGUCAAGUUUGCAGAUAAGUUUGCCGAGUUCAAGGAGGCGGCGCGGUUAGCAAAGGAAAAGUCUCAGGAGAAGAUGGAACUCACCAGCACUCCCUCUCAGGAGUCCGCCCCAGGGGAUCUGCUGUCACCUGUGUCCCCCGAGAGCAUCAACGGCACAGACAGCGAGGCGGUCACGCCAGACACACCGCAACACACGGAAGCCAGAGCAGAGUCUUCCCAGAAUGCACUGCCUUUCUCACACAGCUCACCCUGCAUCAAUAAGCACUGGGAGGCGGAGCUUGCAGCACUGAAGGGGAACAAUGCCAAACUGACGGCAGCUCUGCUCGAGUCCACGGCCAACGUCAAACAGUGGAAGCAGCAGCUGGCAGCCUAUCAGGAGGAGGCGGAGCGGCUACACAAGCGGGUGACAGAGCUGGAGUGUGUGAGCGGUCAAACUACGGUCAUCAAAUCUCAAAAGACAGAACUUAACCAAACAAUAGAAGAGCUGGAGUUUGCUUUGAAGGCCAAAGAGGAGGAGUUGGAGAAGCUUAAAGCAGAGGUGGAGAGCGCCCAUGAGUUCCAGUCUCAAAAAGAUUCUCUCACACAGAAACUACAGGAAGCAGAAACUAAGAGCCAUGUGCUGGAGGCCCAGCUGGGCGACCUGGAGCAGCGUCUGGAGAGCAGCCAGCAGGAGACGGAAGCCUUUCGCAAGAGUCUGCGCUCCCUGCUGGAGCUGCUGGACACCAAGAUCUUCGAGCUGACCGAGCUGCGGGACACGCUGGCCAAGCUCAUCGAGGGUAGCUAGAGAGACACACACACACACACACACCAACACAACCAGCCGCUCCAGUGGAAGAGCUCCACCUGCAUGUUGGCGCUCACUUCAUCACCGACAUGUAAAAAAAAGAAAGAAAGAAAUCCUCUCUUUUUCUUCUUCUUCUGCUGUUUGAUUUCCACAUACGUGCGAGAGGGUAUGUUUACACGUGUUAUGCAUUAACGGUACACACAUUUUUGCUACAGCCACAUUGUUUACAAACAGCCAAGUGACGAGGGCUUUGCUCGGGACUCGCCUUCCCUCCACCUCACUCUGGAUCACACACAGAAACUCUGGAUUCUUUAUUUUGACCCUCUUCGAGCAGAUGUCACCUUUUCUUGCUCCUUCCUACGUUUGGACUCUUUCAGCUUGGCUUUGGUGCAGUUUUGUAAACACCCGGAGCGGACCAUUAUUAUGCCCCCCCUCCCCAUCUUCUUCUUUGGUUUCUUUAUCUCAGCCUCUAACGGUCAUCAUCAGCCAAAUGAACACUU